Molecule: messenger RNA, 1667 nt
Organism: Myotis daubentonii (Daubenton's bat)
Lineage: Eukaryota; Metazoa; Chordata; Mammalia; Chiroptera; Vespertilionidae
Gene: ALG14
Product: ALG14 UDP-N-acetylglucosaminyltransferase subunit
Biological process (GO): dolichol-linked oligosaccharide biosynthetic process
Cellular component (GO): UDP-N-acetylglucosamine transferase complex
Molecular function (GO): N-acetylglucosaminyldiphosphodolichol N-acetylglucosaminyltransferase activity
Source: RefSeq, a predicted model, not a curated record
ACUUCCGGAAUGUGAGCUUCCGCUCCGGCGGUGGCCACGCCGCAGCCACAGUCCAGAGGCCGGACUUCCGCCUCCGGCCCGGAACCCCGCCCAGCAUGACGUUGCACAGGCCAGUUUGAGUCUCCUCAGCGCCCGUAGUUCCUGAACUUUGACCGCUCCUCUGGGCUGGCCGGAGGGCAGUACGCAUGCGUAGUUCCGUUGAAUGGGGUGCGUCCUUAUCCUCGCGGCGGCCGCAGGAGCGGCGGCAGUGGUCCUAGCCCUGCGGCUGUGGCUCGUGCUUCAUUCCCGGGUUGUUGUUCCCCGGGAAUCUGUCAGUCUUAUGGCGGUGGCCGGGUCCGGCGGGCACACCACCGAGCUGCUGCGGCUGCUGGGGCACCUGUCCGCCGCUUACUCUCCCCGACACUACGUCAUCGCCGACACGGACGAGAUCAGCGCCCGGAAGAUACAUGCUUUUGAACUCGGUCGCGCCGAUAGGGACCCCAGUGGCAUGGUGCCGCGGUACUUCCUCCACCGCAUCCCCCGGAGCCGCGAGGUCCGGCAGUCCUGGCUGUCCACCGUGGCCACCACCCUGCACUCCGCCUGCCUCUCCUUGCCCCUCACCUACCGCGUGAGGCCGGACCUGGUGCUGUGUAACGGGCCCGGGACCUGCGUGCCCAUCUGCGCGGCGGCCGUCCUCCUGGGCGUGCUGGGCGUGAAGCGCGUGACCGUGGUCUACGUGGAGAGCCUCUGCCGGGCGGAGCACCUGUCGCUGACGGGGCGCAUCCUGCGCCCUUUCGCCGACUACUUCCUGGUGCAGUGGCCCGCCCUGAAGAGGAAGUACCCCACGUCCGUGUACCUGGGGCGGAUCGUGUGACAGGUGCCUGCUCCGGUUACACGCAGCCAACACGCUUACACGUGGGGGUGAGACUGCGCCUCUGUUAUAGAGCAAGCAUGUCAAACUCACGGCCCGCGGGCCGCAUGAGGCCCACAACCGGUAUAACGGUAUGUAAGAAACAUUUUAAUAAAAAUUCUUUAACUGGCCCUGGCCGGUUUGGCUCAGUGGAUAGAGCGUCAGCCUGCGAACUGAAGGACCCCAGGUUCGAUUCCAGUCAAAGACACGUGCCAGGGGUGGUGGGCACAUCCCUAGUAGGGGGCGUGCAGGAGGCAGCCGAUCAAUGAUUCUCUCUCAUCAUGAAUGUUUCUCUCUCUCCCUCUUCCUUCCCCUCUGAAAUCAAUAAAAAUAUAUUUUAAAAAAAUAUUCAUAACUUAAUUUUUAUAAUAUCCUGUUAUACAUAAUUAUAACGAACUACAACGUUCGCUGAUGACUGAUUACUAUAAUUGUGUCGCAUUCAUUUCCCUUACACGCCUUACUCGCAGGCACACCAUUUCUCCCCACUAAUACCAGCAGCAAAUAUUUUAGCAGCCGAUGGCCAUGUCAUUAGUCUUGGACUGACUUGUUUGGUGUGCACAACAGGAAAUAUUUCGCUUUCGGAGAACAAGAAAAAUAGGUUUAUUUGCGUGACGCUUAUUAAUUUGUGCAGCUAUUCAGUGUCUGGAAAGUUAAAGUUCAAGAAAAAAAUGUUAAUUUCUAUUAAAAUGUUCUAUUAUUUUAUGUUAACGGUGACUCAUUUAUUUCAGCCCAUGUGUUCAGCAUGUCUCUAUCGAAAUAAACCUACGUUUCUAUGACA